GAGCGCGACUGGGGGUCCCGCUAAACUUCACAAGUAGAUUUGCAUUGCGAAAUCGCUUUCUGCCUGAUUCGCGCGACCAAGUAUCGCGACUGACGCAAAAUAAAAUACACGCUGCAUUUUAUGCAUUCGUGCUUAUCGCAUCUGCCGCUCAAGUUGGAAAAAACCGGACCCCAGCUUCAAGUCGCGCCACGACAACCAAUCAGGAACCUGGUGACGCGACGCUCUGGCCUAGUUCAAAGGGGCAGGUCCAGCCAAAGUCAUUUGUUCUUCAUUCAAUAUGUGGGAAAGGCUCAUCAAGGCAGUAGCCAGCCACCCAGAGCUGUAUGACAUCAACUGUGCUUUCUACCGAGACAGGAAUAAAAAGGACCUAGCUUGGAGAAAGAUAUGUAAAGAUAUAGGGCAACCUGAGGACAUCUGCAGGAGAAAGUGGAAGAGCCUCAGGGACACAUACUCCAAGGAGAAGAGGGUAGUUAAGGAGAAGAGUAGUGGGUCUGCAGCAGUAAAGGGGAGGAAAUGGAGGUUCUACACGGUCAUGGGGUUUCUGGACCCCUUCCUCACCCCGCGGGAGACUAGCUGCAAUAUGGUGCGGACCCUGGAGAACAUCCUUCCCGAGGACCAGAGACAGCCCGAAGAGGCAGCAGCGAAGUCCCAGUCAGAAGUGUCUGAUGUGGAGAGGAGGACCAGGUCUCUGCGGACACAGUACGGGAGGGUGCUGUAUCACCCGGAGAAGCUGAGCGCUGGAGAGCAGGAGAAGCUGAGCGCUGGAGAGCAGGAGAAGCUGAGCGCUGGAGAGCAGGAGAAGCUGAGCGCUGGAGAGCAGGAGAAGCUGAGCGCUGGAGAGCAGGAGAAGCUGUGCGCUGGAGAGCAGGAGAAGCUGUGCGCUGGAGAGCAGGAGAAGCUGUGCGCUGGAGAGCAGGAGAAGCUGUGCGCUGGAGAGCAGGAGAAGCUGUGCGCUGGAGAGCAGGAGAUGCUGAGCGCUGGACAGCAGGAGAAGCUGAGGGAGAAACUCUGUUUCUUGAGGCCUUACAUAGUUCGCAGGAAAGGAUAUUCAUCUCUGGCGGACAACUUUGUGGAUCAUAAUGAGAAGGAUAAAGAGGAGUUGAAGACUGAGGGGAACAUUGAUCAGGAGAUGGGCAGCUCAGUAAGCAGCCAGCUGGAUGCAGAUGGAGGUGGCCAAGACUUGGAUGAGCCCCAGUCUAUGGACUCUGCCCCGAGCUUCGCCCCACUUCAGUGUCCACAGCCUCGGGUCACAGAGGUCAUGUCUCUGAGUUGUCCGCAUCAUCGCGAUGAAGACAAUCAACCUGUUAAAACGGCACCCAAACACGACGUCCUCAACCAGUUUGCUGAGGUCAUGCUGGCUGACAUGCGGCAGGUUGAAGACCCUGUGCUGCUUAUGAGGCUCCGCAGAGACAUCACAGACCUGGUGUUCAAAGCGGUGGAGGAGGACAUGCGGAGGCGGUGUGUUCAAGCGCCAUCCUCAGUGACUGGGAAUGGCACGCAAAGCUGCUGCAAUCCUCUGCAGCUGUAUUCAAACAUCUCCUGGAGCCAGAGGCUUCUGAGGAAGAGGAGGAACAAAGGGCAUAGGACUGGAAGCAGGUCGCAGAGGCGGGAGGAGAAUAGGAGGGUGUCCAGGAGUCAGUUAGCACCACCUGUCGAUCCAGGGCAGUCAGCAGAGGGGUUGAGUGCAAACGGGCCUCAGGUUAUUCUUCAGGUGUUUGAGAUUAAAAAAGAUGGGGAGCCAGAUUUAGUAAAGAUUGAAGAUGAGCCUUUAGCCAUGGACUGACUUGAGAGUCUGUCGGGGCAAGAUGAGCAGGGUUUGGAGGGAUGGAAGAGAAGGCUGUCAUUUUUUUUCUAGUUUUUCUUUUAUUUUUGGAUCUUUCACCUCAGGGCCACCAUAGCUAGAAUUUAAACUAAAGACACAUCUCUGCCUUUGCAAAGUAAAUGUUUAUAAGCCUGUAGUUGAACUUUUGGAUGGUCUUCAUUCAGAAAACUGAAUAAGAUGAGGAAAUUAGCUUUAAACACAAGGCAGCUCUCUUUGUUACCCAGCUAAAAGAAGAAAAAAAAACUUGUCUGAAUCUUGUUUGGAUUUUCUGUUGUGAAUAAAGAAUCUCUUGUUUUCA
This is a messenger RNA of Maylandia zebra (zebra mbuna), 2120 nucleotides long. RefSeq lists its product as uncharacterized. Gene Ontology annotation, biological process: regulation of transcription by RNA polymerase II. Gene Ontology annotation, cellular component: nucleus; transcription regulator complex. NCBI's taxonomy places the organism in Eukaryota, Metazoa, Chordata, Actinopteri, Cichliformes, Cichlidae. The record is from RefSeq and is a predicted model, not a curated record.